Molecule: messenger RNA, 672 nt
Organism: Aspergillus pseudotamarii
Lineage: Eukaryota; Fungi; Ascomycota; Eurotiomycetes; Eurotiales; Aspergillaceae
Exons: 2
Coding region: 1-672 (223 amino acids)
Source: RefSeq, a predicted model, not a curated record
AUGCAUAUCUCAAACCACGUCGUCACUGCUUUGGCCAUCGCCGCCGGUACUGCCAGUGCCUUGGAUACGAAUGGCGAGCACACAGUAACGAUUACCUCUUGCGAGGAAACUGCUACCGCUGCUCCAGUUGUCCCACCCAGUGCUCCUAUCGUCCAGCCCAGUGCUCCGGCUGUUCAACCUAGCGUUCCGGCUGUUCAGCCCGGCGCUCCCGAGGCUCCUGCUGAAACUGGAGCUCCUACCGUCCCCGGUGCUCCCGCUGAGACUGGAGUCCCUAGCGCCCCUGCAGGAACCGGUGCCCCCGCUGAGUCCAGUGCCCCUGGGGCUCCCCUCGAUAUCCCUGGCAUCCCUGCUCAGUCUAGUGUCCCUCUCAUCAAGCCUACCGCCCCCGCUGUCCAGCCAACUGCCCCAGCUGGUAACACUACCGCUCCUGCCGUGACCCCGAAGCCCUCCGCAAGCUCCGGCUUCCCUAAGUUCGCCAACUCGACUAUUCCGAAGACCUCUACUUCUUCUUCUAGCCACACCACCGGUGGUGGAAACUUUGUUGGCGGUGGUGGCGUUCCUGCCAAGCCAACCUCCACUGGUUUGGCUCCUACAAGCCCCGGCUCCAAGCUCAUCAUUCCUGGUCUCACAGCUGUCGCCAGCAUUGCCAUUGGACUGAUGUUCAUGGUAUAA